Molecule: messenger RNA, 414 nt
Organism: Didymodactylos carnosus
Lineage: Eukaryota; Metazoa; Rotifera; Eurotatoria; Philodinida; Philodinidae
Source: the annotation of a GenBank genome assembly
AUGUUUUUUAUAUAUAUGCCAAUUGAUUUAUUUCCAUUUGGUGAAAAACAAGCUUUUACAUAUUCAUCAUGUCGACAUUUGCACAAUCCACGAAAAGAUUCAACGAUAGCAUUAACGAUAUCAACAAGUCGUGGCUUAGUUUUAUUACCAACACAAUUUAAUAGUCUAAAUAUUUUAAAAUAUCCAUGUCUAAAAAAAUUUAAAGAUGAUUUAAGAUUACAUAUGACAUGUAAUCAUCGAGGUAGGAUGAAUAACUUAAAAUGAUGCAAAAAUAUAAAAGAAAAAUAUUUUGGUUUUCUUUAAGAUAUGUCACCUGUUGAUAAUAAACUCAUUGUAUCUAGUAGUCAUUUGUUGGAUACCAAUGGUAUUAGAAUAGAGAAACAAGAUUUGAAUGAUGAAAUUAUCACAUUAGCA